Gadus chalcogrammus (walleye pollock) is the source of this 1233-nucleotide messenger RNA. RefSeq names its product even-skipped homeobox 2 (gene evx2). The record is from RefSeq and is a predicted model, not a curated record. Gene Ontology annotation, molecular function: DNA-binding transcription factor activity, RNA polymerase II-specific; RNA polymerase II cis-regulatory region sequence-specific DNA binding. Bases 1 to 1233 code for a protein of 410 amino acids. Lineage: Eukaryota; Metazoa; Chordata; Actinopteri; Gadiformes; Gadidae. Gene Ontology annotation, cellular component: nucleus. Gene Ontology annotation, biological process: regulation of transcription by RNA polymerase II. The transcript has 3 exons.
AUGAUGGAGAGGAUAAGAAAAGAGAUGAUCCUGAUGGAGAGGGGUCUGCACAGUCCCAUCGCAGGGAAGAGACUCUCAGACGCGGCGGGCAACUCGGUGCUCGAGGCCCUGGAAAACUCCCAGCACGGAGGACGUCUGAGCCCCCGCAUCACCUCCGCCUCGCUCCAUGGAAGCCACUCGGACGUUCCCAGCAAAGGCAGCAAGUUCGAGAUCGACAGUCUGUUCGGGCCGCACCACAACAACGAGAACAGCUCCUCGGCGGAUAUUACAUCCUCGGAGAACAGAAAGAAAAUGAGUUUGUACCCGGAAGUCUCGCAGGAUUCUGAUAUUAACAGCGAUGUGGAGGUGGGGUGCCCCUCGCAUCGCUCCCCGAGCCAGCACAAGGAGAACAAUAAAGGGUUUUCCGACAGUAAUUCUGGAACCUCCAGCUCCAACUCUAUGUCCAACCUCAACGGGAACUCAAUGGGAGGAUCCAACAGUUCUAACGCCGAUCAGGUCAGACGGUACCGGACUGCUUUCACCAGGGAACAGAUCGGAAGACUGGAAAAAGAGUUUUAUCGGGAAAAUUACGUUUCGAGACCAAGAAGAUGUGAAUUGGCCGCAGCGCUAAAUCUGCCAGAAACUACAAUUAAGGUGUGGUUCCAGAACCGGCGCAUGAAGGAUAAGCGGCAGCGCCUGGCGAUGUCCUGGCCCCAUCCGGCCGACCCCAGCUUCUACACCUACAUGAUGACGCACGCGGCAGCUACCGGAAGUUUACCGUACCCUUUCCAUUCCCACAUGCCUCUACAUUACUACCCGCAUGUCGGUGUCACAGCGGCAGCAGCUGCCGCGGCAGGUGCCGCCUCGUCACCUUUCGGCACUUCCAUCCGCCCUCUCGAUACUUUCCGCGCGCUUUCCCAUCCAUACUCGCGCCCCGAGCUCCUGUGCGGAUUCAGACACCCCGGACUUUACCAGUCGCCCGCAGGCCUGAACAGUUCCGCCGCAGCAGCGGCAGCCGCGGCGGCGGCAGCAGCGGUGUGCGUGCCGUCGGCAUCGGGGCCUUGCUCGUGUCUCAGUUGCCAUAGCAGCCAGGCGGCGAGCGCGCUGGGCUCCAGGAGUACCAGCGCGGACUUUACCUGCACAGCGUCCGGCCAGAGGUCCGAGAGUGGAUUCUUGCCCUACUCCGCCGCGGUGCUCAGCAAGACGUCGGUGCCCUCGCCGGAUCCACGAGAAGAGUCUUCCCUGAAUAGAUAA